AUGCGCAGGUUUGAAAAGCGUCCACUUGAAGAGACCAGAACUGCAGUGCCUGAAGAUCGCCAAGAUGGCGCUGGUACCAAAGAAGAGCCAGGCACGAAGCGACAAAAGGUCGAUGAGGACAGCAGGGAAAAAGCUAAAACUGGCACCAACUCUGAUGCGAGCCCUGAGGGACUGACUGACUGGAAGCCGCAGGGUGGGGCACCUGCAGAGACUGAAAAGACAGAAGGAUCGAUAGCUGGCGGCCGACGCGAUGCAAUUCACAGCAAGCCUGUACUUCGCGCGGCUCCCACACCCGUCGUCAGUAUGCUGCCAAUGCUGCGAAGUAGUCUAGUGGGCGUGGAUAGCGACGCUGCGGGGGGUAGGAAAACGACGACGACAAGAGGGCCUGAAAGGAAUAGCGCAAAACGGAAAUUGAAACCGGAGACCGCUGAUGAUGUGCGACCAAAGAAAAGAAAAACAGUAUCAUGGGCACCACAGGAGAAGCUCGUCGAUGUCCAGCAUAUUGAUACUCGUCUUGAGCUGAUACGAUCUUGGGAUCCAGAAUUUGAGAUAACGUUGCCAUUUGGUCCUGCAACACUACAAAUGUUCAAAUCCAUGUCUGAAGAACAGCGAAAGACAGAAGGACAUGAUCAAGGUGUGGGUCGCGAUGGCGGCGGGGUUUCUGUGCUGGGUGGUGGAUGUAUGACGGCAUUUGAAGCGGCGCGAAAGAAGGAGCAUGACAUGGAACUGGACAGGGCACAAAAAGCUCGGGAAGAGCUGAACAAGAAAUUGAACAUGAUGGGUGCAGUGCAUACUUGGCGCAAGCCGACCGCAAUCGUUUUACCUGCAGAAUGCCGCAUUGAUGCUGAUGGGAUCGAGCAGUAUGAUUUGGGGGACGAGGCUGGCUCUUCGAUGACGAGAGAUGCUAACGCUCAGACUCCUCCAUCACCGCUGAUGGGUUUCAACACUGGGAGGGACAGCAUGGAACCUAAUGACUCGCGGGUGCACUUGUUCCCACUUUCAGACGCUUCCGUGGAGACUGGGGAAAGCGCGGUCAGUAGCACAGAGAACACGAUGAGGGUAGACCAAGAAGGCGAGCGGGAAGGUUUAGAAGAGAAGUAUUAUCGAGGCAAUGGUGGAAAGUUUGACAGUGGACGAAAUAAUGGUGUGGUACGAACGGGACAUCAUGGAAACGAAAUGGGAGAAUUUGGGAUGGGAAGACAUGAGGCUCACAUGGGGGAUGGCAGCGGCGGAUUCAAAGGAGGGAUUGCAGGAAUGGGAGGGGUGGGAGGAAUGGGAGGAAUGGGAGGGUUGCCAGGCAAAGACCGCACUCAUCUACCGCCACACGCUGUUCAACAUUUGCUCUCUGCGUUGCAGUCGACUGGGUUAUUAAGUCAAACUAACAACGGACACCAGGACAGAAAUAUGGGUGGAAAGUAUGGGGGAGGCGGGAUGGGAAAUGACCGAGGAGUACCUGGAGAACCAUACCGACCUCGGCAGGAUUCUGGCGGGCCAGGAAUGGACGUGACGAUGAACGACGCAAACGCGAACGGGGGUCGGUACGGAGAAGACGAACGUCGACGUAUGCACGGGCCGGAGAACGGGAUGGGUAUGGUAAACGGGGCUGUAGGCCCACCGGGGCCGGGGCCGGCACCAGUGGCGCCGCCGCCCCCCCCUCCACCGCCCGGGGCGAUAUUAGGUCACGGCGGACCGCUCGGAGGCGGGUUCCAUCAAGGAGUUCAAGGCGGAAUGAUGGAUGGGUUUCCAUUUCCGAUGCCGCCAAUGCCUCCGCCACCCAUGGGGAUGCAUCCCAACCUAAUGGCACUGGGGAUGGGACUAGGGAUGCCUGGGAUGGGGAUCAGGAUGCCGUUUAACAUGGGCGGUGCAGGGAUGGGCAUGGGAGGUGGGAAAGGCGGGGGCAAGUCUGGAGCUGGACGCGGACGGGAAGCUGAGACGAUAACGAGACCUAAGAUGAAGGGACCCAAGCAACGGAAGAAAUGCAAGUACUUUGGAACAAAGCAAGGAUGUCGGGACGGGAGUUCGUGUAUGUUUGCGCACAUUUCCUAA
Chondrus crispus (carragheen) is the source of this 2046-nucleotide messenger RNA. RefSeq lists its product as hypothetical. The record is from RefSeq and is a predicted model, not a curated record. Gene Ontology annotation, molecular function: metal ion binding. NCBI's taxonomy places the organism in Eukaryota, Rhodophyta, Florideophyceae, Gigartinales, Gigartinaceae. Bases 1 to 2046 code for a protein of 681 amino acids. The transcript has a single exon.